GCGGAACAGUUAGGCGCUGUGCAAUGCCCUUCGUCCAACGGGCAUUUAUUGAGAGCACACUAGAUGCCAGGCACUGCGCUGGGUGCUGCUACUUAAGCGAGAAUGAUCAAUGCAGCCUAGCAGGGAAGUCCUGAUCGCCCAGGAGCGGGCCCCUUUUCCCGGCUCUGUCCCUGCCCUCCAGGAUAGGGCUGCCCAGGAGGCCAAGAGGUGGCGCUGCAGAGAAAAGAACAGCUGGUGGGGCCAGUAGAGGGCACUGUGGGAGGGCCCGGUGAAGCGGGGCGCGCAAGUUCCCGCAGGCCGCGCUGAUGGCGGCGCCAGGCGCCGCUCCCGUGCUGGGGGCACCCCCAGGGCUGGAAGCGGCCCUGCAGAAGCUUGUGCUGCGGCGGAAGAAAGUGCUGAGCGCGGAGGAGAUGGAGCUGUACGAGCUGGCGCAGGCGGCGGGCGGCGCCAUGGACCCCGACGUGUUCAAGAUCCUGGUGGACCUGCUGAAGCUGAACGUGGCGCCCCUCGCCGUCUUCCAGAUGCUCAAGUCCAUGUGUGCGGGUCAGAGGCUGGCAAACGAGCCCCAGGACCCUGGGGCGGUGUCUCUGCCCACAUCGAGCGUGCAGGAGACCCGAGAGGCCUCCUUUCUCUCUACCAAGAACUGUAGCCCCCCUGCAAGGCCCUCCUUUUCCUCAGCCGCGCGGCCUGCGGCCUCUCCGGUUCUGCACAAUGGCCCAACUGCCACGCACUCGCCUCUCUCUCCAGGGCCCCCCGGUUCCCUCCGGUUCUCUUGCUGCCUGUUCUCUCCUUUUGCAGGGAGAAACAAAGGCAGCACUGCUCUCGGUGGAGGACCGGCCCUGGCAGAACGCAGCAGCCGGGAAGGAUCCAGCCAGAGGAUGCCCCGACAGCCCAGUGCUACCAGGCUGCCCAAGGCGGGUGGGCCGGGGAAGAGCCCCACCCGGAGCAGUACCUGAGCCAGGCAACGACUUGUCACACUGGCCUGCUGUGAGUUCCACCGGCCUCCUAGCGGAGGCUACGUGUUGUUUCCUUUGGUCAGUAAUAAACUUUUUUGAAAA
Molecule: messenger RNA, 1058 nt
Organism: Hipposideros armiger (great roundleaf bat)
Lineage: Eukaryota; Metazoa; Chordata; Mammalia; Chiroptera; Hipposideridae
Gene: MZT2B
Product: mitotic spindle organizing protein 2B
Exons: 4
Coding region: 306-956 (216 amino acids)
Cellular component (GO): centrosome; spindle
Source: RefSeq, a predicted model, not a curated record